AUGGUUGACAAGUCAAAAGUGGAUUAUUCACUGUAUUUGGUGACAGAUUCGACAAUGUUGCCACCAGGGACAACAUUAGUAUCCCAGGUUCGAUCAGCUCUACAAAAUGGGGUCACUUUGGUUCAGUUGCGCGAGAAAGAAACGGAUACAAAAGUGUUCAUCGAAGAAGCUUUGAAAGUUCAAGAGCUUUGUCGUCAGCACAAUGUGCCUCUAAUAAUCAACGAUCGUGUGGAUGUUGCGCUUGCAAUUGACGCUGACGGUGUACAUGUUGGACAGGACGAUAUGCCUAUACCUAUGGUCCGUAAACUGCUUGGUCCUGAUAAGAUUAUAGGUUGGAGCGUAGGCUAUGAGCACGAAGUUCAGAAACUGGCCGAUAUGGGACCCCAACAAGUGGACUAUAUUGGUUUGGGAAUGGUUUUCCCCACUGAGACCAAAAAAAAUGCCAAAAAGUCUCCAAUGGGACCUAGAGGAGUCUCCAGCUUGUUAGACGCUUUGCAAGCCUCGAAUGCUACUUGGUGCAAAACUGUAGCUAUAGGUGGUCUACAUCCGGACAACAUCGCCCGAGUUUUAUACCAGGUAUGCUCUGAAGAUGGGAAAAGGAGUCUGGACGGUAUUGCUGUAGUAAGUGACAUAAUGGCUUCAUCACAAGCCGGAGAAGCUACAAAGCGACUCCAUAGUAUUAUUGAUGCCAAUGCGUACCCUUUUGUUACGGGCGUCGUUUCUCAGACCGUGAAUUCCGUCGUUUCUGCCCAUGCUUACAUCGACUCCAUCAAACAAAACUCGCCCUUAAUUCAUCAUAUCACCAACAAAGUACACCAAAAUUUUGGUGCUAACGUAGCACUUUCAUUGGGAUCAUCGCCCAUCAUGUCAGAAAUUGAACCGGAGUUCACAGAACUGUCUCAAGUGCCACAUGCGACGCUUCUCUUAAACACUGGCUCAGUCGCGCCUCUAGAGACUUUGGUGAGUGCAAUGAGAGCGUACAAUGAUGCCAGAAGGCCUAUAGUGUUUGAUCCUGUCGGAUUCAGUGCCACUUCGGUUCGUUUGGUUCUGAACAAACAUUUACUUGCUCAUGGUCAGUUCACCUGUAUAAAGGGUAAUGCUGGCGAAAUUUUGUCACUGGCUGACAUGAACAUGGGCAAGAUGAGAGGCGUGGACUCUGGUCAUACGGGGUCUGACACUUCAGUCAUCGCUACCGCCACCAGACUCGUUGCUUACAGAUACCGUUGUGUUGCCGUCUGCACAGGCAAAUUUGAUAUCGUGGCCAAUGGAUUGAACUCAGGAAACUUCAAGCUAUCAGUGGGCUGCAAUUCCCCUCCAUCUCAACUUCCAGCGUAUAUAGUGGAGGCUGGCGAUAUCCCAUUAAUGGGUAAAAUAACUGCGAGUGGUUGUUCUCUCGGGACAACAAUAGCAUGUUUGAUAGGGGGGAUUUCUGACAAACAAGACAUUUUUGGCGGUGUGUUAACAGCAGUUCAAAUGUACAAGUCAGCAGGCCAUACCGCCUCCCUAAAAAGCAAAGGCAGCGGCAGUUUUCAAGUCAACUUGAUAGACGCUUUGGACAAUAUGUUGAAGGAAAAUAAUCCUUCAAGCUGGAGCGCAACAUAUCGCUCGAUAUGA
Messenger RNA from Lachancea sp. 'fantastica', 1614 nucleotides. Lineage: Eukaryota; Fungi; Ascomycota; Saccharomycetes; Saccharomycetales; Saccharomycetaceae. The record is from the annotation of a GenBank genome assembly.